Molecule: messenger RNA, 1789 nt
Organism: Vitis riparia (riverbank grape)
Lineage: Eukaryota; Viridiplantae; Streptophyta; Magnoliopsida; Vitales; Vitaceae
Product: low-temperature-induced cysteine proteinase-like
Exons: 5
Coding region: 34-1539 (501 amino acids)
Cellular component (GO): lysosome
Molecular function (GO): cysteine-type endopeptidase activity
Source: RefSeq, a predicted model, not a curated record
GAAAAGACUAUCACUGGAAACCCAGUAGAGAAAAUGGGUUCCCAGAAAAUUCAACUGGCUCUUGUCCUCUUCAUCUGGGCUUCACUGGCAUGUCUCUCUUCAAGCCUCCCCACUGAAUUCUCCAUAACUGGAGAGGAGUUUGCAUCGGAAGAGAGAGUAAGAGAGCUGUUCCAUCUAUGGAAGGAGAGGCACAAGAGAGUGUACAAGCAUGCGGAGGAGACAGCCAAGAGGUUCGAGAUUUUCAAGGAAAAUUUGAAGUAUGUGAUAGAGAGGAACUCAAAGGGGCAUAGGCAUACUCUUGGAAUGAACAAGUUUGCAGACAUGAGUAAUGAGGAGUUCAAGGAGAAGUAUUUAUCCAAGAUUAAGAAGCCAAUCAAUAAGAAAAACAACUCUCUCCGGAGAAGCAUGCAGCAGAAGAAGGGCACGGCGUCCUGUGAGGCGCCUUCCUCCCUGGAUUGGAGGAAGAAGGGUGUUGUCACCGGUAUCAAAGACCAAGGCGAUUGUGGAAGUUGCUGGGCGUUCUCUUCCACUGGAGCCAUGGAAGGAAUAAAUGCCAUAGUCACUGGAGACCUCAUUAGUCUGUCGGAGCAAGAACUUGUAGACUGUGAUUCAACCAACUAUGGAUGCGAAGGAGGUUACAUGGACUAUGCUUUUGAGUGGGUUAUAAGCAAUGGUGGGAUCGAUUCAGAAUCCGAUUAUCCCUACACAGGCACUGAUGGUACCUGUAACACAACCAAGGAGGAUACCAAAGUUGUUAGUAUUGAUGGCUACAAAGAUGUCGAUGAAUCGGACAGUGCUCUCUUAUGUGCGACUGUCAACCAACCUAUUAGCGUGGGCAUGGAUGGCUCUGCUCUUGACUUUCAGCUCUACACAUCUGGAAUAUAUGCUGGGGAUUGCUCGGAUGAUCCAGAUGACAUUGACCAUGCAGUUCUGAUAGUUGGCUAUGGCUCUGAAGACAGUGAAGACUACUGGAUUUGUAAGAAUUCAUGGGGAACAAGCUGGGGAAUGGAGGGGUACUUCUACAUAAAGAGGAACACUGAUUUACCAUAUGGAGAAUGCGCCAUCAAUGCCAUGGCUUCCUAUCCGACCAAAGAGUCUUCUUCACCAUCUCCUUAUCCAUCCCCAGCUGUUCCACCACCGCCGCCGCCCCCACCAUCCCCGCCACCGCCUCCCCCUCCCUCCCCACCACCUCCCUCUCCUGGCCCUUCCCCUAGUGAGUGCGGUGACUUUACCUAUUGCCCGAGCGAUGAGACUUGCUGUUGCAUAUAUGAGUUCUAUGAUUUUUGCCUGAUCUACGGCUGCUGUGAAUACGAGAACGCCGUUUGCUGCACUGGAACAGAGUACUGCUGCCCCAGUGACUACCCCGUUUGCGAUGUGGAAGAAGGCCUAUGUCUCAAGAACCAGGGAGACUACCUAGGAGUAGCAGCAAAGAAGAGAAAGAUGGCGAAGCACAAGUUCCCCUGGACUAAAAUAGAAGAAACACAGAAGACAUACCAACCUCUGGAGUGGAAGAGGAACAGGUUUGCUGCGAUGCGUUGAGAAGGGGAAAGAUGAAUGAGAAUUAUGAGUUUGAAUUUUAAAGAUUGUCAGUCAUUUGUCCUAUUUCUUCCUCCCCAGGGGGAGCGACCAUUACAUUGUCCUGUUUUGAAUGUAUGGUCUGAUGCACAUUGGACAUACGUAGUAAGCAUAAUCAACAGCAGAAGAUGGGAAAAUUUGAUUUCUUUUCUACGGAUAAUGUAUUGGAACACUAUCUUAAUCGUUUUCGAUCGUAUUUCCCUGUUUGGUUGUU